AUGUCAGAUACAACAAGAAAAUGUCAUCAAUAUAAUACUACGUAUUUAAAGUUCGGAUUUAUUCCAUCGCCAUCCAACAUGCAGCCACUAAUGUGUUUACUUUGUAACAAAGUGUUUGCUAAUGAGGCAAUGAAACCAUCUCGUUAGCAGGAGAAUUUGCAAAAAGUUCAUCCUGAAAAACACAAUAAAGAUUUGUCGUUUUUCACAAAUAUUAGGGACAAGUUUCUGAAGGCACAAUCGGUCUCAGGCUUAUUCGCAGGCUCACCAAAAAAAUUCGAUGAUGAUUUGAUUGCUUCUUACAAUGUAUCCAAAUUAAUCGUGAAAUCGGGAAAACCUCAUACCAUAGGUAAAGAGUUAAUAUUUCCAGCUCUCAAAGAAAUUUUAAAAACGGUUUUACACCAUACAGCCUCAUAUAGAUUACACACAAAAUUUUCAUUAAGCAACGAUACUGUGAGACGACGAAUCGAAAAAAUGGUGGAAGACGUUGAAAAUUCAUUGUGUGAACUUUUAGUAACCACCGAAUUUUCCCUUCAUUGA
This is a messenger RNA of Cinara cedri, 537 nucleotides long. The record is from the annotation of a GenBank genome assembly. Lineage: Eukaryota; Metazoa; Arthropoda; Insecta; Hemiptera; Aphididae.